ACCGGACACGCCGCCAUGUACGGCAUGCUACUCGAGAGUGUGCAGCACUAUCUCCAGCUGGAGUAUGGAGAUGAUGCGUGGGCUGCUUUUCUGUCAGGGGCCGGCUGCCCCAACACAGUUUAUUCCACCCAUCAGGAGUACGCUGACAGCACUAUGCGGGCCCUUGCGCGCGCCGCUGCGGACGCUGUGCGCGACGGCCUGGUACCUCUUCGCCUGCUGCCCCAGAACGGUCAGUCGGACUGGAGUGACACUCCGUCGGAGAUAAUGUCCCACAGACUAGUUUUGGCAGCCACUUCGCAAAUUUACAAAUAUCAAAAUACAUUAGUGGGACGAUUUAAGUUCAACGCGGGUAUGGGCCGCUGGCCCGUGACGGAGGACGACUUCAUGACGUUCUUCGGCCGGUGCUUCGUCCGAUUCUUCAGCAACUUCGGGUACGACGACCUGAUCCGCGCGGCCGGCCGCCACUUCUGCGACUUCCUCGGCGGCGUGGACAACAUCCACCAGCAGAUCCGCUUCUCGUACCCCAAGAUGAAGAGCCCCUCCAUGUUCCUGGCGGAGCGCGACGCGGACGGCGCCGUGCUGGUGUACCGCAGCAAGCGCCAGGGCUUCCUGCCCUACUUCAUCGGCCAGCUUCAGCAGAUCGCGGAGACGUUCUUCCACACGCCGCUGCAGAUCAAGGUGGUGUCCGUGCUGGAGUGGGACGAGAACGACGCCACGGAGGUGGAGCACCGCACCGAGGCGCGCCUGCGACUCGACUUCGACAACAGGGCCUACAUGGCCUCGCGCUCCAACCUGGAGGGACUGCGGUCGAGCGCCGACCGCCGCAUGCCGCCCGUGCACGCCGGCCUCCUCAUGGACCUGUUCCCCUUCGGCGCGCUGCUGCAGAGCGCCCCGGACGGCAGCGCGUUGGUGCUGCAGCAGGCCGGGGAGAAGCUCCUGGACGUCCUGGCCCUGCAGGACGGCGGCCGCUGCCUCCACGGCGCCGUGGCCUCGGAGUUCUUUCGCAUCCGGCGGCCCCAGGGCGCCCUGUUCACCAUGGACAGCAUCCGGCAGCUGCAGUCGGUGCUGUUCGAGGUGGAGGUGCUCAACGUCAAGGACAAGCAGGCCGACAGGGCGAGCACCACGAGCGCCUGCAUCCUGCUCAAGGGCCAGAUGCUGUACCUGGAGGACACCAAGUGCAUCGUCUUCCUCUGCUCCCCGCUGGUGAGCGACCUCUCGGAGCUGGCGGCGCAGGGCCUGUUCCUCAACGACCUGAACCUGCACGGCCUGAGCCGCGAGAUGGUGAUGGAGGGCUGGCACCAGUGCGCGCGCCUGGAGCUCAUGUGCGAGCGCGCCGAGCAGCACUCGACGCAGCUGCAGGACAGCCUGCGCCUGCUGGACCAGUGGCGGCGCCGCGGCGACGAGCUGCUCUGCUCCAUGAUCCCCCGCACCGUGGCCGACCGCCUGCUGGACGGCACCGGCGCCAGCAGCGCCCUGGACACCUGCCAGGCCUUCGACGCCGUCACCGUGCUCUUCUGCGAGCUGCUCGACGUGGACCGCGGCGAGCAGGCCGACACGGCCGAGGUGGUGGCCGAGAAGGUCAAGACCAUCAACCAGGCCUUCUCGCAGUUCGACCACCUGCUCGACGACCACCACGUGUACAAGGUGGAGACGGUGGGCCAGGUGUACAUGGUGGUGAGCGGCGCGCCCGAGCCGCACCGCGACCACGCCGUGCACGCCUGCAGGGUGGCGCUGGGGCUGCAGCGCUGCGCCCGCAGCCUACGGCAGCCCGUGCGCAUCGGUCUACACUCCGGGCCCGUGGUGGCGGGGGUGGUGGGCCUCAAGGUGCCGCGCUACUGCCUCUUCGGGGACACUGUCAACACGGCCGCCAGGAUGCAGUCCAGCAGCCUGUCGGGGAGCGUCCAGCUGUCGGCCGCCACGCAGUCCCUGCUGAAGGGCGAGGAGUUCAGGACCAUGCCGAGAGGGCAGGUUUGGGUCAAGGGAAAGGGACUAAUGAGCACCUUCUGGCUCCUGCACGGCGAAGAGGAGGCGGGGGUGGAGUCCGAGGACGAGUAGCAACGCCUUGCAACACCACCG
Messenger RNA from Thrips palmi, 2076 nucleotides. RefSeq names its product soluble guanylate cyclase 89Db-like. The record is from RefSeq and is a predicted model, not a curated record. Gene Ontology annotation, molecular function: guanylate cyclase activity; oxygen sensor activity; heme binding. The transcript has 12 exons. Gene Ontology annotation, biological process: response to oxygen levels; cGMP biosynthetic process; nitric oxide-cGMP-mediated signaling. NCBI's taxonomy places the organism in Eukaryota, Metazoa, Arthropoda, Insecta, Thysanoptera, Thripidae. Gene Ontology annotation, cellular component: guanylate cyclase complex, soluble. The coding region runs from base 16 to 2055 and encodes 679 amino acids.